This is a messenger RNA of Boleophthalmus pectinirostris (great blue-spotted mudskipper), 724 nucleotides long. It is a transcript of the gene tmem179ba, whose product is annotated as transmembrane protein 179Ba. NCBI's taxonomy places the organism in Eukaryota, Metazoa, Chordata, Actinopteri, Gobiiformes, Gobiidae. The coding region runs from base 6 to 722 and encodes 238 amino acids. The transcript is spliced from 5 exons. The record is from RefSeq and is a predicted model, not a curated record.
GAUACAUGAAGGGUUGGACCAUGGCAGUAACUGGAAUACUAAUACUGGAGCUCAUUCUUUACGUCAGCUGCUUCGUCUGUGGCAUUGUGACCGCUGCAUCUAUAACCAUAACCCAGGGUCAGUUUGCUGGUCUGUGUUUGCUCUAUGGACUUGUUUCCUACAACAAAACUUCUGAAUCCAUUGGAGUCCAAUACUCCAGUCCUCCUUCUUUGUGUUACUUUGUAUCUUCCAUAUCAGUCAUAAUGGCAGUAGUAUGCUUCUCUCUCUCCCUGCACUCCCUCUACUCGUUCUGCAUUGAAGGGAACAUGAAAAGGGAGCGUUUGUGGAUGACCCUCACUGCCUCUGUCUGCGCAGGGUUCCUCUUCUUCCUGUUCAUAACAGGCUUUGUGUUAAGAAACGGCAGCCUCAUACUUUGUAACUCUGUCACGCAAACAGUGCCUAAUAUAACCAGUUGUGAAGAAGCUCAGUCGAAAGCAUGGACUGCACCGCUCAAAGGACACCUGUUUUACAGUAGUUUUUACAAAGCUGAGACAACAGUGUGGGUGAGCUUAUUCUUAUGGCUGAUGAUUGGAGCUCUGGGUUUCGCACAAAGGAGAUACAGUUUGAGUCCAAAGCGUUUGCCCAGUGGCUUUGGGUUGUCUGCUGGGAGAAUAUUAGCAGACCCUGGGGUGACUGCAGCAGAGACAGAGCCCUUUUUCAACUGCCCGGUUCAGCAACAAUGAGA